This is a messenger RNA of Betta splendens (Siamese fighting fish), 2702 nucleotides long. RefSeq names its product cholinergic receptor, nicotinic, epsilon (gene chrne). Lineage: Eukaryota; Metazoa; Chordata; Actinopteri; Anabantiformes; Osphronemidae. Gene Ontology annotation, biological process: nervous system process; chemical synaptic transmission; signal transduction. Gene Ontology annotation, molecular function: transmembrane signaling receptor activity; acetylcholine-gated monoatomic cation-selective channel activity. The transcript is spliced from 12 exons. Gene Ontology annotation, cellular component: postsynaptic membrane; neuron projection; synapse. The coding region runs from base 152 to 1702 and encodes 516 amino acids. The record is from RefSeq and is a predicted model, not a curated record.
CUGAGCCAUGGACAGCAACAGCCGGGUGGGAGACAGUCAAGGGAAUAGAUGUGGGGGGGAUUUAGGGUUCUUCUCCCCUGCCUUCGCCCUCGCCGUCGCACCGUCAAGCAUUUUAUUCAAAUAAAGCUGUGCAGUAAAGAGGCCUCGGAACAUGACGGCGGGACGUCUUUGGAUCCUUUUGGGAGCUGGAUCUGUUCUCUGGGCUUUAAUGGUUCAGGUGCAGGGCAACGAGGAAUCAAAGCUGAUCGGUGACUUGUUCAAAAAGUACAACAAGAACACCCGGCCAGUGGUUCACCCUGAAGACAAGUUGACGGUCCAGAUCAAGCUCACCCUAACGAACCUGAUCUCUCUGAACGAAAAGGAGGAGACUCUCACGACCAAUGUGUGGAUUGAAAUUCAGUGGCUGGACUAUCGCCUGGCUUGGAACCAAUCGGACUACUACGGCAUUUCCAUCAUCCGCGUUCCCUGCAGCACCGUGUGGCUUCCAGACAUCGUCCUUGAGAACAACAUCGAUGGCAAGUUCGACGUGGCCUAUUACGCCAACGUGCUGAUCAGCAGCAACGGCUGGAUGUACUGGCUUCCUCCUGCCAUCUAUCGCAGCACAUGUGCUAUCGAAAUCACCUACUUCCCCUUUGAUUAUCAGAACUGCACACUGGCCUUCAGAUCACAGACGUACAGUGCCAACGAAGUGGACCUCAUCCUGACUCUCGAUGACAAAGGCGACGCUAUAGAGUGGGUGGAGAUCGACCCUGCAGCGUUCACAGACAACGGCGAGUGGGCCAUUGUCCAUCGCCCCGGUAGGAAGCUGCUCAACAAACGGUACACGCCAGACGACCUGGAGUACCAGGAGAUCAUGUUCAACCUGAUCAUCCAACGGAAACCGCUGUUCUACGUCAUCAACAUCAUCCUGCCCUGCUCCCUUAUCUCCUCCUUGGUCGUGCUGGCCUAUUUCCUCCCUGCACAAGCCGGGGGUCAAAAGUUGACUGUGUCCAUUUCGGUCUUGCUGGCUCAGACCGUCUUCCUCUUUCUCAUCGCUCAGAAGGUCCCAGAGACGUCGCUCUCUGUUCCGCUCAUCGGCAAGUACCUGAUCUUUGUCAUGAGCGUCACUACUCUGAUCGCCACGAACCAGAUCGUGGUGCUGAACCUGUCCCUGCGCCGACCCAGCACCCACACAAUGUCCCAAACCAUGAAGCACGUGUUUUUAGAAAUGGUGCCUCGCUUCCUGGGCAUGUCCCCGCUGGUGGACGACAGCGAGGUGACGACAGAGGUCAACGGGGUGAAGGACAGGCGCCGCAGCUCCUUCGGCCUCAUGCAGAGGGCAGAGGAGUACGUGCUGAAGCAGCCUCGCAGUGAAAUGAUGUUCGACAAGCAACGAGAGCGGCACGGCCUCACCAGAUCCAUUGUGGAUAGCAUAGACAUAAGCAGCACAGCCAACCUCUAUAAGAGCUUGGGCCAAGCUGCUCCUGAGAUCAAGCAGUGUGUGGAUGCCUGCAACUUCAUUGCUGAUAGUACAAGACAACAAAAUAACAUUGGAUCUGAGGUUGAAAGCUGGGUACUGAUUGGGAAGAUGGUCGACAAGGUGUGUUUCUGGGCCGCCAUUCUUCUCUUCAUCGUCGGCACGGUGGGCAUCUUCCUCACUGGACACUUCAACCGGGCGCCAGAUUUUCCCUUCCCUGGAGAGAGCAAAAAGUAUCUCCCGUAGGGUAAACUUUGUCCAGGGUGACUGUGCCUCAUGCUGUCUGUAAGGCUGAAUAGACCUUCUCAUCUGCGCUGUUUACUGUGCAGUAGGGCCGAAUAAAGGUUUCACGCUGCCUGUGUUUGUAUUGGAAGCUUAACAGCGUCCAUGUGGACAUUUGUAGGGCAGCAGGAAAAUGCUGGUAGCAGGAAGAGUAGGAACCUUUCAGUCAAACUAUGAUGGCAUUUCUAUUUACAGUAUUAUACAGAGUCCUUGUUACUGUGUAGAGCGCUUUGCAGAAAGUUUAUUAACAACUGAUGAGGUGAUGUACUGUAUUACACUGCUGCACUUCUCUGCAUAACCUGCAUGUGCUACUGUACUGUAUGUCUUAUAUGCAUGUUACUUGAGCCAUGAGUGGGAAAUAUAAGCCUUAUUCUUCUAAUCUCAGGAGGAACCUCUCUUGAUAUCGCUGUACCAUGGUACUUAAAUAAAACUUGGGAAGUGACAGUCAAAUCAGUAAGAAAGUAAUAAAAUCCACACAACGUAUACGUAUGUAAAAUGCAUUCUAAGGUUGAACUGAAUGAGAGAGAAUGCUUCAGAGAAGCUGUGGGCUAUUUGUUUGAUUAAAACUCGGCACAAGUUUAAAUAUUUUAAAACUCAAUACAAUUGGCAAAAGAAACAAACAACAAAAAAACUUCGAAUCAAUCCAUUGUAACUUUACAUAAUGCGUAAAAAAAACAAAAAAACAUUUAUAAUCACGAUUGAUAACUAUAGUGUAUUUAAAAAGUAUUAUUUUGUAAUUUAUUGUAAUUUCUUACUGCGGUUAAACCCAAAUUUUUCACUGAUCAAUCAGCAAUGUCUUUUCUUGUUUCUUUUCUUGUAUUUACUGUAUGUUCAGUUUUUGCCAGAUAUAUGCACUGACUACGUUUGUCUUUGUAACCAUACUAUAUUGUGUAUACAAAGUUCAGUAGUGAAUUUCAAUACUAAUUGUCAUAUUAUUAAAUUUUGAUUUAUUCUUAAACCAUCA